Malassezia sympodialis ATCC 42132 is the source of this 1629-nucleotide messenger RNA. RefSeq names its product mRNA splicing protein SAD1 (gene SAD1). Gene Ontology annotation, biological process: protein deubiquitination; mRNA processing; spliceosomal complex assembly. NCBI's taxonomy places the organism in Eukaryota, Fungi, Basidiomycota, Malasseziomycetes, Malasseziales, Malasseziaceae. The record is from RefSeq and is a predicted model, not a curated record. Gene Ontology annotation, molecular function: cysteine-type deubiquitinase activity; zinc ion binding.
AUGGCGCCUGGCCGUGCGCCCGAGCCAGUGGGGGCGCCGCCCGCGAAGCGCGCGCGCGCUGAGGCUGACGACAUCCAGGAUGCCGAAUACUGGGCACAGCGCGCGCGGGACGCAGCGCGUGCCGUUCCCGUGCGGCGCGACCUGUAUUUGGACACGAUCGACCGGCGCGUCCUCGACUUUGACUUUGAGAAGGUGUGCUGCGUGUCGCUCUCGAACGUGCACAUCUAUGCGUGUCUGGUGUGCGGCAAAUUCUUCCAGGGGCGCGGCAAGCAGACCCAUGCGUAUUUCCAUGCUAUUGACGAGUCGCACCACGUGUUUCUGAACCUCGACUCCGGCCGCGUGUAUGUGCUCCCGGACAACUACGAGGUGGACGAUGCGUCGCUCAGCGAUAUCCAGUACCAGCUGCGCCUGCCUUUUAGUGAACAGCAGAUUGCGCGGCUCGAUGCGCCGGAUGCGCCCGUCGCACGCGACCUGCGGGCACAGGUGUAUGUGCCGGGGUUCGUCGGCCUGAACAAUCUGGGGCGCAGCGAUGCGAUGAACGCCGUCGUGCAGGCACUUGCGCAUGUGCCGCCGUUGCGCGACUACUUCCUGCGCGGCGGCUCGCCGAGCACGCAACGCACAGACGCCGAGCACGAGCCGCUCGCCCACUCGACGGAGCUUGUGCGCCGCUUCGGCAUGCUUGUGCGCCGCCUGUGGAACCCGCGCGCCUUCAAGAGCCAGGUGUCUCCGCACGAGUUUCUGCAGGAGGUCACACAGGCGAGCCAGGGGCGCUUCCGCCUUACGGACGCGGCCGAUCCGGUCGACUUUCUCGGCUGGCUGCUGAACCGGCUGCACCGCGACCUGGUCGGCGCCUCGCACGUACGCGACGGCCGCUCUGUCGUGACCGAGUGCUUCCAGGGCGCCCUGCGCCUCGAGUCGCAGAAAGUGAUUGUGCGCACGGGCCUCGAGGACGAUGCGCCCGCCGACAAGCUCGACCACGACGGGCGCCUCGCGAGCGGUCAGCAGGACGAGCACGGGCGUGCGACGUUCAAUAUUGAAAAGGCGAUCCAGGUCGACCAGGUGCCGUUCCUGCUGCUCGCCGUCGAUCUGCCGCCGCUGCCGGUGUUCCAGGACGUGGUCGCGGAGAAUAUCAUCCCGCAAGUCCCAAUCGCACAGGUGCUCGCCAAGUACGACGGCAUCUCGAUCCAGGAGGCGCAGGGCCGCAUCCGCCGGCACCACCUCACGCGGCUCCCGCCGUAUGUGAUUCUGCACUAUCGGCGCUUUACGCGGAACCAGUUUGUGGAGGAGCGCAACAAGACCCUCGUCCAGUUUCCGACGCGCGGCCUGGACUGGCAGCCCUACGUCGAGGGGCCGACCAUGCAGGACUCGCAGGUCUACAACCUGCUGGCCAACAUCACGCACGAGGCGACGGCGGGCACCGUGCGCGAGAACAGUGUGUGGCGCUCGCAGGUGCACACGGGCGCCGGCGACCGCUGGUUCCAGAUGCAAGACCUCCACGUGGACGAAGUGAACCCCCAAAUGCUGUUCCUGGGCGAGUCGUACGUGCAGAUUUGGGAGCGUGUGGGCGCCGCGGACGCUCUGCGCGCGCGCAUCGAUGCGCUUCCCGCGCCGCGCCGCCGGCGCACCUGA